Scutellospora calospora is the source of this 179-nucleotide messenger RNA. NCBI's taxonomy places the organism in Eukaryota, Fungi, Glomeromycota, Glomeromycetes, Diversisporales, Gigasporaceae. The record is from the annotation of a GenBank genome assembly.
CAUAUGAUAGAUCUUAUUUUAUGAAAAAUCAUCUAGCAAAUUACUGCGAAGAUUGUUCUAAUGAAAUUAAUACUUAUUGGCAACAAAGAUUAGCUAAUGAAGUUAAUAAUUAUACUCAAAAUAUUUCUGAGUGUUCGCCUGAACCUCUUCCUUAUGAUAUUAAUAAUCAAAUUAAUUAA